CAGCUAUAAGAAGAAGACGACGAAUUGAGGUUAUGUUAAUCGUCAAAAUAGCAAAAUGAGGCUGUUUCAAGCGUUACUCAGGAGAAAAAACAUGCCCCACGGUAAUAUUUACACGGGGAAGCACAGAAUCGUGAAGCCGGUGAAGAGGGACGACGUUCAAAAGUUGAGAAACGAUUUCGAGAUCGAAGAGAAAAACAUGUUUUAUUUGAGGCAUUCUUUUUUGACUUCUGAACAAUCGUUCGGUCAUGCAGCCGCUUUGGGGAAGCACGAAAAUCGCAUGAAAGAGUUGAUUAUGAAGAAGAAGGAUUUUAAAGAUAAUGUUACCGUAGAAUCGAGGUUAGCGCAUUUGAGGGUCAAGGAGUGCUGGGAUUAAAGUUGUGAGAGUGUAGAAUGUAGAGAAUAAUAAAUUGUUUUGUUAAUAAAUGUUAGUUUUUUUAUACAAUGUCAAUAAUUAUAUAACGCUUUUUUGUUCUAGGUUACCUACUUUUUUAAUAAUAAUAAUAAUUAUCUUUAUUUAGAUGGUAGUGAUUUUGCACAAUGUCUGGUAAAUUGGUCAG
Brassicogethes aeneus is the source of this 557-nucleotide messenger RNA. NCBI's taxonomy places the organism in Eukaryota, Metazoa, Arthropoda, Insecta, Coleoptera, Nitidulidae. The record is from the annotation of a GenBank genome assembly.